CAAGAUGGCAAAAGAAUAUUUGAUUGUUUUACUGCUCGUCUGUGUCAUUUCUGUCGGCGGACAAACAAUCGAUGACGCAUCUCUGUUACACGAUACACUGAUGUCUGGCUACAACAAAUACGUCAGGCCAUCUGUUGACCAAUCCAAGCCUGUUGUUGUCAACCUUACGUUUGAGCUUGUGUCAAUAAGAGAACUUGAUGAGAUCAUGGGGAAACUCUCGAUCGUUGGAAUGCUGUGGUUGUUCUGGGAGGAACCAAGAAUGACAUGGAAUCCCUUUGCAUAUAACCAAACAUUUACAGCAAGACUUCCAAUGAAAGAAGUGUGGAAACCCGAUUUGGUAAUAGCCCAUCCCGUUGAUUCAACAAAAGCAGUUGGUUUCGAUCACCAUUGGUAUCCAGUUCGCUAUUACUAUAACGGAGUGGCCAUAUGGACUCCGGGGGACGUGAUGACCACAACGUGCAACAUAGACGUAACGUAUUACCCUUUUGAUACACAAACUUGUGAAGUAACAUUUAUUCCAUGGGGGUCUUUAGUUAGCGAGUUGUACUUGUAUGCCGCCCAAGAAAUGGUUUCAAGACGAUUCUUCACAGAAAAUGGAGAGUGGGCUCUUGACAAGGCCACUACAAACACUGGUCUCAUCGAUGGAAAGUAUCCAACUUAUAUUGUUAAGCUCGAGUUGAGAAGGAGACCAACCUUUGUAAUCGUCAACGUUAUUUUACCGAUUCUAUUUAUGGGACUCUUAAAUGUGCUCGUUUUCUUCUUACCAGCAAGUUCUGGAGAGCGUGUUUCCUUCGCCAUGACAGUUUUGCUUGCAUUAGCUGUAUUUCUAACACUUGUCGGUGACAACAUGCCGAAAACAUCGCAGCCUAUGUCGACAAUAUGCUACUUUCUGCUGACAAAUCUUGUUCUGAGCUCCCUGAUAAUGGUCGUAACGAUUUUUAAUCUGAAUCUCUACCACAGAGACGACAACCUUGUCGUGCCAGAAUGGUUGGCGAACGUGGUACGUUUACUAAAAUGUAAACGACUACCAAGACGUACAAAAGUUGAAAACCUCAAGAAAGCUGAAGAUGAAAACAAAAAAGGAACUUUGGAGAACGUGGAGACAGACAAAAAGGAAAAGUUGGAAACUGUGGAUGCAGUUAGAUGGGCAUUGCCGGCUUACGAAGAUCGUAUAACGUGGCGUGAAGUUAGCAAAGUCAUUGACAUUGUAUUUGGUGGAGCUGCCGUUCUGUGGCUACUUAUCACGGCGGCGGCGUUUUUCAUCAUGGUUGCUACACAGAACGUGCCUGGGGCAAGAAAAUAAACUUUGAACAUACGUAAUAAUUACAUUGACAGUAAGGAUUUCAAGACGUUAAAUGGUGCAUGUUUGGGAAUAUAAAUGAAGCAAUCAUUUUUG
Mercenaria mercenaria is the source of this 1396-nucleotide messenger RNA. Its product is annotated as neuronal acetylcholine receptor subunit alpha-2-like. Lineage: Eukaryota; Metazoa; Mollusca; Bivalvia; Venerida; Veneridae. Bases 5 to 1303 code for a protein of 432 amino acids. Gene Ontology annotation, molecular function: neurotransmitter receptor activity; transmembrane signaling receptor activity; extracellular ligand-gated monoatomic ion channel activity. Gene Ontology annotation, biological process: regulation of membrane potential; monoatomic ion transmembrane transport; signal transduction. The transcript has a single exon. The record is from RefSeq and is a predicted model, not a curated record. Gene Ontology annotation, cellular component: membrane; synapse; neuron projection.